Molecule: messenger RNA, 2169 nt
Organism: Oikopleura dioica
Lineage: Eukaryota; Metazoa; Chordata; Appendicularia; Copelata; Oikopleuridae
Source: the annotation of a GenBank genome assembly
AUGGAGAAGGCGGAGAGCACAAUUGUGCGAUCCUAUCCUUCGAAAGAGCGCUGUCGACUAAUGGACUCGCCCCGGGAACACUCAGAAAGAAGCUUCUUGCUUCCUAUUCCCGGCCCUCGCUUUCCGGACAAGAAUUCCACAAUUUCGACGACUUAUGCUUUGAAACGGGUGCAGCCCUACUUCGUGGCGGCGAUUCUUGGAACGCUUCUCUUUCCAGCAGUCGGCAUUUUCGCCAUCGUCAACUCUGUGAAAGCAAAGUACGCCAAGUUAGAUGAAGAUUUCGACGAAACGAUGAAAAAUAUUCCCGUUAAUUUCACUCUGCUUCUUUCAAGAAUGAGUGAUCUGGAAAACUUCGACUUCGAUACCAUUUUCGACGAUCACACGAUUCGGGUAAAGAAGGAGUUCGUUGAUGUAGCGUUUAUUCUCGCCAAGAGGGCUGAGAAUGAAAAGCGUCUUCGCGAGGAUGAAGAACGAAGAAAAAAAGAAGCCGAAUCAGCAGUUGUGGAGAACGGACAAAAGAGAGAGACGGAAGCAGCUUCAGAAGAAGAACCGCCAGAUAAGCGCGCAAAGCCGAGUGGGAAGAAAGAACGCGGCCAGAAUAAGAAUCGUGGACAGCACUUCGAGGACAAGCCGGACGACAAGCAAAAAAUCUGCCGCUCGUACAUGAAGGGGCAAUGCGAGUUCGGUGAUGCGUGCAAAUGGUCGCACGACGAAAUGGCUAUUUACAAUAGCAGAGAGCCGGAUUUAGGGCCCAUUCUAGGCAUCAAAUGUCCCACCUAUGAAAAGUAUGGCUUUUGCCACUACGGUAUAUCCUGUCGAUUCUGUGAUACUCACGUCACUCUCAAAGAUGGCAAACUCGAGAAUUCGCCCCACCCGACGAUUGAGCACCGGCGAAUCGACUACUACGAAUGCAACAGGGUCAACGGCGCGUUUCUUUCCAUGCUGAGGUCCAAUCGCUACUCUUUUUCUAAAACUGUAUCUUCUCUCAGAGAGCUUCCGAAGAACCUCCAGCCAAAACAUAUGGGUAAAACGAUUCGAAAAGGUCGACAUGGGCAUUACGCGGCCGAUGAAAUACCAAAGGAAUGUUACGCUUCGAAAAACGCGGAAAGACUUGGAGCAGUGGCAGAUGGAGAAAAGAAAACUUUAGAUUUUCGGGGCAAAUCGUAUUUAGCGCCGCUUACGACAGUGGGAAACAUGCCUUUUCGCCGCGUAUGUAAAGACUAUGGGGUUGAUAUAACAUGUGGAGAAAUGGCCACUUGCAAGAAUCUAGUGAUGGGAAAGAUGUCAGAAUGGGCGUUGAUCGCUGGUGCAUGGCCUGACGAGCUCUGCAAAGUGGCAGAACUUGUUGGAGAGUUCUGCGACGUGGAUUUUAUCGAUAUUAACUGUGGCUGUCCUCUUGACUUAAUUUGCAACACGGGCGGAGGAUGUCGAUUGGGAAAGGCCCCAGAUAAGCUUGCCGGCUGUAUUUCUUCGAUGAAGGUAGCAUCUGGUCUUCCUGUCACUUGCAAAAUAAGAACGGGCUGGAAGCCAGAAGAUGACAUGGCACACAAACUAAUCGCGAAGCUGAAAGAGGCACAGCCAGCUCUUAUAACACUGCACGGAAGAUCAAGGAUUUGCCGCUACACGGGCGUCGCGCGAUGGGAUUACAUUAAUAAGUGCUCUGAUGUAGCAAAAGAAAUCGAUGUCCCAUUUUUUGGAAACGGCGAUGUUUUAUCUUACAGCGACUAUGCAGAAGCGAUCGAAAAAUAUGGAACCGACGGGGCAAUGAUAGGCCGUGGAGCCCUAAUCAAGCCCUGGGUAUUUGAAGAAAUAAAAGAGCAGAAAGUGAUGGACCCAAGUUCUUCUGAAAGACUUGAAAUGUUAAAGAAAUUUGUCAGAUACGGACUCGAGCACUGGGGAACGGACCAACAAGGAAUAGCAAACACGAGAAGAUUUCUACUUGAAUGGCUCUCGUUUUUGUGCCGUUAUGUGCCGACUGGGAUUAUAGAGGGACAACCGCAGAAGAUCAAUCACCGUCCACCGCCUCUUGUGUGCCGAAAUGAGUUGGAGACAUUGAUGACAUCUUCGGAUUGCAACGAUUGGAUUAAGAUCACCGAAAUGCUACUUGGCCCUGUACCGAAAAGCUUUCGCUUUGUUCCUAAGCACAAAGCAAACGCUUAUAAAAAAUAG